Penicillium concentricum is the source of this 924-nucleotide messenger RNA. RefSeq lists its product as uncharacterized. Gene Ontology annotation, cellular component: chromatin. Gene Ontology annotation, molecular function: DNA-binding transcription factor activity, RNA polymerase II-specific; RNA polymerase II cis-regulatory region sequence-specific DNA binding. Gene Ontology annotation, biological process: regulation of transcription by RNA polymerase II. The record is from RefSeq and is a predicted model, not a curated record. The transcript has 4 exons. Bases 1 to 924 code for a protein of 307 amino acids. Lineage: Eukaryota; Fungi; Ascomycota; Eurotiomycetes; Eurotiales; Aspergillaceae.
AUGUCUACAUUCAACACCCAAUAUACCACUUCCAUUCCGUCGCCAUUCGACCUUGACUGCGCAACUCGCAUGCCCCCAACACUGGCCCCAAACAACACCCGUCAAACGGAAAUUUAUCCCACUCCGCCUAUGAAUAUGUCUUCUCCCCAAACAAACUCCCACCGAGUCAGCAAGGCCAUGAAGGGAAAGCGAGUUCAUGCGUGCGAGCGCCCUGGGUGUUCAAAGGUUUUCACCAGAGCCGAACACCGCAGACGACAUGAGCUCAGCCACGAGCCUAAAAAGCAGUAUCCAUGCACGUACAAAGGAUGCCAAAAAGCAUUCCAUCGCCCAGAUUACUUGACUCAACAUUUGGGUCGGCAUGCGACCUCAGCGCUAAAGGAAAACACAUCAUACACCCACAACCCAUCGCCUCGUCGCUCAAGCCCGCGACAGCAAAUGCAGUCGCAACCAACCAACUCAGCCCCAAUUCCAUUUCAACCCGACACCAAUUAUUCCGGCGUGUGGGGAAGCAUGGAUUCUUCAAUGUCAUGUCCCCAGUACUCUAGGGGCCAGAGCCAGUCUUCCACAUCUGUUGAUGACCACCCAUCCCCGUACUCCUAUACGAACGAAACCUACACGAACGAGAUCUGCAGCUCACCCGUCGCGAGCGACUCUUUUACGAACCCCCAAUAUCCCACUUCGGGCAUGCCAGUAGAGAUGGUAACUGCCAUCGAUCAAUAUCUCCGGAGCAUUCUAAAACCUGAAGCCUUUUCCUCGCCCCAGCAAAUGGACCCGGCGAUUUGGAGCUCGGAAAUUGAUAUCGAUCCUACGUUGACGAAGAUCGAGAGCACAGACCAACUACCACUCUACCUAUGGCCUCCCCCACACCAGUUGCAAUACGAGGAUCAUCCAGUACAGAUGAACCAGCCAUCCGGCAAUCGCUGA